UGGUGAAGCUGAAAAAGAGGCGGACAGACGGACGCAGCCGCUCCGUCCGCACAAUGAUCAGCAGCCUCCUUAAGUCUAGCUUUUAUCCUACAGAAGACAACCGUUUGUUGUUGCUUUUAUUAAAUUAGGGCAGGUUUUCGGCCAACGUAGAGCGGCGGUGUAUUGUGUAGCCGUGAUAAAUUAGAAGAGAACUCAAAAGAGCGAGGAUGUUGGUCCCCGCGGGAAGAUAAUGAAGAGGCUGCGCGUUUUGUUGGUGUGCCUCGUUGUAGCUCUCCUGUGCUGGUACCCCAGUCAACAUGUGUAUUGUUCAGAGCGUAGCUUGUCUGGCCGAGGUCAGUCUGUCCAGGACAAAGACCCGGACAGCGGCGAGCAGGAGCAGGACUCCACUCAAAACACGGUGGUGGAAGAAUGGACGACACACACAUCAUACGAUAUGGGAUUAGAGACAGAGAGAGCAGCGCUGGAGAAGCUAGCAAAACACAACCUACACUAUGAACAGACUGUGAAUCCACAGGAGGCUGAGGUGGAAGAGACAAAGCCAGACUCCGAGUCUGAUACUGUACCUGUAGCUCCUGAGCCAGAAGCUACCCCCGACCCCCAGGAUGACUUGGACCUGCAGACCCGCACCCAGGACCAAGACCCCGAAGCCCCAGGGUCCCCAACUCCGGAAAGAGUUCCGGCACAGGGCCAAGCGUCCACAGAUGCUCCGGCCCCAGUAGACGCCUCGACUGAUGCCCAAGCUGCAAACCCCGGCCCGGACCCGAACCCGAACCCAGCCACAUCCCCUGAUGAAGCUGAAAACACACCUACCUCACAGAGCGCUGGCACGACCCACACAGGUGCAGUGUGGGUUGCCAGUGCAGGAGAUGAACUCCCAGUAGACAGCUUUGUCUUUGCUGAGCACUCUGAUUCACAGUGCAGGGUCAUUCCCCCCGAACUGGCAACCUGUGAGCCCCCCCCUUUUGGCAGCCCUCUCCUCAGUGCGGAUGAAGCUGGGACGGACGACCAGCGGCCAGACCAGACUCACACCAGUUCUGGGCCUGAAGCAGAAGCUCAGUCCACUCCAGGGCUUUUAGAUCAGGAGCCACAGCAGCAGCAGCAGCAGCAGCAGCAGCAGCAGCAGGACCUGGAAGAUGGGCUGUUGGAUUUGGACCGGGAAGGCAACGCCUCCCAGCACCACCGCCAGGAACAGCAGACGGGGGAGGCUAAUACCGGGAGGGAGACCGAUCCCUCGGUGCCCAGCAAAGAGGACAUCCCUACCUUUGAUGAGUGGAAGAAGCAAGUCAUGGAGGUGGAGAAGGAGAAAAGUCAGUCUCUCCACACCUCCACCAGUGGCAGUCCCCAUCCGGUGAAGAAGGUCCAGAAAAACUUUAAGAAUAACUACGCCUCUGUGGAAUGUGGUGCCAAGAUACUCUCUGCCAACAACGAGGCCAAGAGCACUUCAGCUAUCCUCAUGGAGAAUAUGGAUCUUUACAUGCUGAAUCCCUGCAGCAACAAGAUCUGGUUUGUAAUAGAGCUCUGUGAGCCUAUUCAAGUGAAACAGUUGGACAUCGCAAACUUUGAGCUCUUCUCAUCCACACCUAAAGACUUCCUAGUAUCCAUCAGUGACAGGUAUCCCACCAACAAGUGGGUGAAGCUGGGGACUUUCCACGCCCGCGACGAGCGGAUAGUCCAGAGUUUCCCACUGGAUGAGCAGCUUUAUGCUAAAUAUGUGAAGAUGUUCAUCAAGUACAUAAAGGUUGAACUCCUCUCUCACUUUGGAUCAGAGCACUUCUGCCCCCUCAGUCUUAUCAGGGUGUUUGGGACCAGCAUGGUGGAGGAGUAUGAGGAGAUUGCAGAUUCUCAGUACCCUUCAGAGAGACUGGAGUACUUGGAUGAGGACUAUGACUAUCCUCCAGGCUACCAACCAUCUGAGGACAAGGCCUCUAAAAACCUGCUUGGUUCAGCAACCAAUGCCAUCCUAAAUAUGGUAAACAAUAUUGCCGCUAACGUGCUCGGCGGCAAGCCAGAGAUGGAGGAUGGAGCGGAGACGGAAGGUAAUACUACGGCUGAGGAUCAGAAGGGGAGCAUACAAGUUACAGCCAAGUCAUCUGAAGCCCCUCAAGACUCUGCAGUAUUGGAGUCUGAAAAGACGGAACCACCCCCAACCGAGGAGGACUCCAAGGCCUCCGGUGACUCGUCCUCAACUUCUCCCACAUUAAGCGACUCUCGUGAGGACAGACGGAUUGUCACCCUGGUGGAGGAGGAGGAGGAGGAGGACCAAGAGCCCAGACAGUCGACCGUCACGCUGAUGGAGGAGGAGGGAGAGGAGGAGGAGGAGAAGAGGGGGGAGGAGGCGAGGAAGGAGGCGGACAGGAACCAGUGGGAGAGCCAGGCGUACUGUCCGUUCUCCUCCUUCUCCUCCCUGUCUCUGUCCUGCAUGGCCACCCUGCCCGAGCUGCUCCAUCGCUGGUGCUCCGCCAGGCUGGCUAAGGAGAGGCUGCGCAGCCUCAAGAGGAGGCAGCUCAGCGCGCAAACGCAGACUCGCCCCGCUGUGGUUAUUCCCGCCCUCGCGCACGCCCCUCCGCUGAUCCCCGUCCCCACUCCUCCCCAGGAAGCCCUCCCUCUCACAGAAAAACCCCCAGAGCCCGAGGUGUCCGUCAAGGGCCAAACCGAGAGCAAACCUUCAGACGACGGGCACGCGGCUGACGCACAUUUGAACGCCCACGCGCCUGACGCACACACUCCAGAGCUCAGCAUCCUCCUGGAGCCUAGUAGGACCUCCAGCAUCCCCCCUCAUAGCUUCUCAGACAUCCACAGCUCCAUGACGCAGCCCACGCCAAUGCACGAGGAGAAGCUGCUGCCUCCGGUUAAAGAUGCAGCCCUGGACUCGGUUCCUACUCCACCCCUCCACGUCGUUUCCAUCCCAAUGACGCAACAGGCCAGCAGCGCCACCCCGUCUCUUUCCCUCAGCUCUCCCCCUCAGCCUCUGUCCUCUGAGACGGCCUCUCCCGGCGCCGUGGUCCCCCCCGUCAAAGAGCAGCCCGUUCAGCCUCUCCCCACCGCAUCAAGGCCGGAGGAGCUCAUCCCCCUUCCCACCGAACUGCCGGCAGCUGUCCCGCCGACCGACGCUCACGCUGACACGGCUAAGUCGGGCUCAGACGGCGGGGACUCGCAGAGACAAACCGUUCAGGCUUCGCAGAUGCACGGGGAGCAGGGGGACGCCCUCUCUCAGACCGGGGAGCAACAGCGGGUGGAAGACACGGUGGAAGAGGACCUGUUGGCCGCCAACGGGAACGGCAACGCCCAGCGGACGGCUACAGACUUCUACGCAGAGCUGCAGAACGGAGGAGAUUACAACGGCGGGGCCGUGAAUGGGAACGGCAUGUUACUGAACGGAGGAGCGGUGCACGGGUCCAGCCAGAAGGAGAGCGUGUUCAUGAGGCUGAACAACAGGAUCAAGGCUCUGGAGAUGAACAUGAGUCUGUCCAGCAGAUACCUGGAGGAGCUCAGCCAGAGAUACCGUAAACAGAUGGAAGAGAUGCAAAGGGCGUUCAAUAAGACCAUCAUCAAACUGCAGAACACUUCCCGCAUAGCUGAGGAGCAGGACCAGAAACAGACUGAUUCCAUCCAGGUCCUGCAGAGCCAGCUGGAGAACGUCACUAAACUGAUGCUCAAUCUCACGGCUACAGUGGGCCAGCUGCAGAGAGAGGUAUCUGACCGUCAGAGCUACCUGGUGGUCUCUCUGGUUCUCUGUCUGUCUCUGGGACUCCUGCUGUGUCUGCAGUGCUGCCGCAGCUCUUCUCCCAGCCCCAGCACCAGCACCGCUGUCCUUCCCAAGAGCAACCACUACCCCAGCCCCAAGAGAUGCUUUUCCUCCUACGAUGAUAUGAGCCUAAAGCGCAGGGUGACCUGCCCGCUAGUUCGCUCCAAGUCCUUCCACCUUUCCUCUACAGAAGUAGGUCCAGAUGACUUGUACAUUGUAGAACCUCUAAGGUUUUCUCCAGAGAAAAAGAAAAAGCGCUGCAAGACAAAGUCGCUGGACAAGGUUGAGACUCUGCAGGCGUUCGAUCCGUCGGCGCCGCUCACCAACGGGGAUCCCAGGUGUAACGGCUUUCACCCAGCUCUCCCCGCGCCAGCCCCCCCGUCUCUUCCUAUUCCUCUUCCUCCUCCUCCUCCUCCUCCUCCUCCUCCUCCCCCCCUUCUGCCUCCCCUUCCACCUGCAGCGAAGGUGUCGGCGUUGCCCGCCUGCACCUCCAAGGAGUUCCCCUCAGAGACCAGCAGCUGCAGCUCGUCCACCCAUUCUGAGGAGUCUUACACUAGCCGCCUCCCCCCUCCCUCCCCCGUCUUCCCCUCCGCCGGCAUGUGCAACGGCCACGGCCUCCCUUUCCCCCUCGGCCAGCCUCCCGUGAAGUCCCGGCAGGAGAAGCGCUCGGUGAAGCGGCGGAGGUCUCGGCAGACGGAGCUGCAGUUCGCCCACGUGCCAGGAGGGGGCGUCGGCUCUCUGUCCAGCCUGCAGCAGCUCAUGAAGGGAAACAAGGAGAUGAGCGUGGGGACCAUAGGGGUGGCAGCCGUCACCGGACAUGUCUGAAUGCUCACGCUUCACUUUGUGUUCACAACCACACACACACAUUCACACACACUUACACACUAUAUGGUAGCAGACUCGUGUGAGGAGGUCUUACCACAUCCCAAAGAACCACAUUUCCCAUGAGCACCGAGGCGCACCGUGGAACUGAAGUGGCUAUGGCAGCAGUAGCUCGACGUCACCCAGUCCUCACCCACUCCUGUCAAAGACCUGUUUACGGUUAUGUGCCUUUAUAGCUGUUCUAUGAAAUUCUACGAGAUUGAAAGAAUCGAUGUGCACAGAGAAACGCUGUGGCGGAGAGUAGAACAUCAGUACAAGCUGAAUCCAUCGAGAUGGGUUUUCUACUGGAUAAGCACAUCGACAGUUGAGUUUAGCACCAGUGAUGUUGUUUUUUUUUUGUUUUUGUUUUUUCCCCCGCGCUCUGAGCACAGUACAAGGAGAGCAGCUGGCCUCAACUCUACGUUCCUUCAACAAGUAUUAGGCUGCUCUUUAGAAUGAAACGUGUCGUUACGAGAGGACUGUGGAGCAUGACAACUUUCUUCUCUUAUCCUUAUUUUCUUCUGUCUUCCAUUGCUGUCGUUUAACCGUAUCCAUCCUGUCCAAGUCCUGAAGUGACUGCAGGUGUUUGUUAGGGACCAGAGUGUUAAACUGUCCUCGUGCAUCCCUCCCUCCCUGAUUUGUCUGUCUCCGUCUGCCUGGUCCGAGCCAACCGUCAGGGCUGAAUGACGAAAUUUAAGUUUGGACGGCGUUAGCCGUUUUAGUUUAGCGUCUCGUUCGUCCUCGCGACGCAAAUCCAGAAGCAGCAGCAGCAGCAGCCUGAGGAUCCUAGCGGUUCUCCAUAAGUAUUCACCGUUCUCUGUUGGUUUGGGCUGGGCCCAGAGCGCCUCUCGCACACCACGAAGAGAAGCGACGCAAUAUCGCGAUGGAUCUCGUGACCGUGUUUGUUUUCCGACUCCAUCGUUUAUUCAUCAUUUCUUUCAUCCUAAAACUGAGCCAUGUUCUUCUUUUAAUCUCCUCUAGUUUGGUCUGUUUGAGUUAUCGUCACAGCUGGUAUGUACAGUACAGUGUAGCAUGGGAGCACACAGGGAAGCAGAGCUGAAUGUUUACGCGCACGCACACACACACACACACACACACACACACACACACACACAUCUACUGGGACCCUGCAGAUGAGUCUGACCGAUCAGUUUUAUUUAUCUAUUUAUUUAUUUAAAUGAUGAGAUUUUUCUAAAGAUAGGCACUGCUUUGCCAGUCUCCCCGGUCUGCAGCGUCACAGUAGCUCAUCCAUGCGAGUAUGAUGUACAGAGAUAUUAUUCAGUGGUACUGACAUGCACAGUCCUGGCGGACGGCUCCGCCUCAUAUUUUAUUUCUAUGAACUUUUUAAAUGCUUUUGACCUCGGCCUGAAGCAUCAGACAGAUGUAGGCUUCACGUUUUAUGUCCAGCAGACUACUAGACGUUUAUUUGGGAUCCUCACGCUGCUGCUGCUGCUGCUGCUGCUGCUGCUGUGUCAGUCGAGAGCCGCUGGGAAGGUAGAAGCAGAGGAAAGGGCUAAACUUAGCGUCGGCUACUGUCCUGUAACUGUUUGUCGUUUCGUAACUGACCAACAGCAACAUUCACUUUAAACGCUGUGAUGUGAAAGGGGUGGAGGGGUGUGUGUCUUUUGUCUGCUUUUAAAAGGGGAAAUGUGUGUUUUUUCUUGUGUUUGUUGGUUUCUGACUGGCUCUGUGCGGUUGGUCUUGGCCAUGAGUUGACAGAGACAGACCUUUAUUCUCCCGCCAUUAGAGCACCAUCGCCUCUUCUGAUCCUGCUCCUCCUCCUCCUCCUCAUCUACAUAUCGCCACUGCACGACUCCCUCUGUGACUGUGGAGCACACUUUAAAUAUUUCUGCUUUUAUGAACCACUCCACCGUGCUCCCGUCGGGAGCUCGACGCGCUUUGUCACACUACAUGUCUGCGUUCCCGACUCGCUGAUCUUUCACUAUCACUCUACGCUUCCACAGUCUUUCUUCGCUUGUCAUUGACUCCAUAUGUUCGUCCCGCCUUGAACGGCAGUGACGCAUUUGUCUUGGGGAAACGAACUGUUGCAGGAAAAAGGGAACGGAGGAAAGACGAGUCUGAUUUGGAACACUAUUAACGUCUUUAUGUAUUUUUCCACGAGCCCAGCAAAUCCCGAGUUUUUUUUUUUUUUUUUAAACCCUCUUUGAAUGUGUAUGAUGUUAUGUUUGAGUGUGUAAACCUGUACGCAUGUGAGAUUAUUUUGUUUUAUCAUCAGAAAGACUACUUUGAAUCUUCUUCUCCCUACAGCAAACGAGGAGAAGGCAUUUGGAGAGAAACUGCUCAAGUGUGCACUUUGUACGACUCCUCACGCCUUUUAGUUUUUCUACCUGUUAUGUCAAGUGCUGUCUCUUCUUCCUUUCUCUCCUUUCCUCUCUUUCUCUCUGCAAGUACUUGGAAGAGCUGCACAGUAUUUUUGAGCGAGAUUGAGAUACUACAGUUCCUGUAGUGCCAUUAGAAACUGUGAAUUAUUUCUAAAUAAAAACUUUUUCGUUGUCUUUCCA
Molecule: messenger RNA, 7128 nt
Organism: Mugil cephalus (flathead mullet)
Lineage: Eukaryota; Metazoa; Chordata; Actinopteri; Mugiliformes; Mugilidae
Gene: suco
Product: SUN domain containing ossification factor
Exons: 24
Coding region: 230-4570 (1446 amino acids)
Biological process (GO): regulation of bone remodeling; protein folding in endoplasmic reticulum
Cellular component (GO): cytoplasm; membrane
Source: RefSeq, a predicted model, not a curated record